UUCCACCACUCUCAUUUAUAGUCUUCUUCUUCCCCUUUCUUCUCUCUCUUUCUCUGAGUCGGAGGGUGAUAAAGUUUUUCUACGGCAGUUUCAGAUCUCAUCAGUAGUAGUUUUGUAGUUUCUCUGAGUAUAGAUCCUGGUUCUGAACCCUCGUUUUGAGGGUUUUGUAUCCUCCAUUUGAAACCAAUCUAGUAGUUGUCUCUAGUGUCGAUCUAGACACCAUGGCUGCUGCUAAUGCUCCUAUCACCAUGAAGGAGGCCUUGACUUUACCGUCAAUUGGCAUUACUCCACAAUUCAUUACGUUUACUCAUGUUACUAUGGAAUCGGAUAAGUACAUAUGUGUAAGGGAGACAUCACCACAGAAUAGUGUUGUUAUUAUUGAUAUGAGCAUGCCUAAUCAACCACUAAGAAGGCCUAUCACCGCGGACUCGGCUUUGAUGAAUCCUAAUUCCAGAAUUCUUGCUUUGAAAGCUCAACUUCCGGGAACUACUCAGGAUCACCUACAAAUAUUCAACAUUGAAAUGAAAGCGAAAAUGAAGUCCCAUCAAAUGCCUGAACAGGUUGUCUUUUGGAAGUGGAUUUCCCCAAAAAUGUUAGGCCUGGUCACUCAAACCUCGGUAUAUCAUUGGUCAAUUGAAGGUGAAUCAGAUCCUGUAAAGAUGUUUGAUAGAACAGCCAAUUUGGCAAGUAAUCAAAUAAUCAACUACAGAUGUGAUCCUUCCGAGAAAUGGUUGGUUUUGAUUGGAAUUGCACCCGGUUCACCUGAGAGGCCGCAACUUGUCAAAGGAAACAUGCAGCUUUUCUCUGUGGAACAGCAACGAAGUCAGUCGCUUGAAGCUCAUGCUGCAUCUUUUGCUUCACAUAAGAUUCCAGGGAAUGAAAACCCUUUUACUCUCAUCUGUUUUGCCACGAAGACCACCAAUGCUGGGCAAAUUACGUCAAAAUUGCAUGUGAUUGAGCUUGGUGCCCAGCCAGGCAAACCAGCUUUUUCAAAGAAACAAGCAGAUCUUUUCUUUCCUCCAGAUUUCGCUGAUGACUUUCCGGUGUCAAUGCAGAUAUCACAUAAGUACAGCUUGAUCUAUGUGAUUACAAAGCUUGGGCUUUUAUUUGUGUAUGAUCUCGAGACAGCUACAGCAGUUUACAGGAACAGAAUUAGUCCAGAUCCUAUAUUUUUGACGGCGGAAGCUUCAUCUGUAGGAGGCUUUUAUGCUGUGAAUCGGCGUGGACAAGUUCUGCUUGCUACUGUUAAUGAGGCAACUAUUGUGCCUUUUGUCAGCGGCCAGUUAAACAAUCUUGAACUUGCUGUAAAUCUUGCCAAAAGGGGAAACCUUCCUGGGGCAGAAAAGUUGGUUGUCCAGCGCUUCCAAGAAUUGUUCUCUCAGACAAAAUACAAGGAGGCUGCAGAGCUUGCUGCAGAAUCCCCACAGGGUAUCCUGCGUACUCCAGACACUGUUGCCAAAUUUCAGAGCGUUCCUGUUCAAGCGGGGCAAACUCCCCCACUUCUGCAGUACUUCGGGACAUUGUUAACCAGAGGAAAGCUCAAUGCAUUUGAAUCACUGGAGUUAUCACGACUUGUUGUGAAUCAGAACAAAAAGAAUCUUUUGGAGAAUUGGUUGGCUGAGGAUAAACUUGAAUGCAGUGAGGAACUUGGAGACCUUGUGAAGACUGUGGAUAAUGAUCUUGCACUGAAGAUAUACAUCAAGGCUAGAGCUACUCCUAAAGUUGUUGCGGCCUUUGCUGAACGAAGGGAAUUUGAUAAAAUUCUCAUCUACUCGAAGCAGGUUGGAUACACACCUGAUUAUUUAUUCCUCCUGCAAACAAUUCUGCGAUCAGACCCCCAGGGAGCUGUCAAUUUUGCUUUGAUGAUGUCUCAAAUGGAAGGUGGAUGUCCAGUUGAUUAUAACACAAUCACCGAUCUUUUCCUACAGCGGAACCUGAUUCGUGAGGCAACAGCCUUUCUAUUGGAUGUUCUGAAGCCGAAUUUGCCAGAGCAUGGUUUUCUACAGACAAAGGUCCUGGAGAUCAAUCUAGUUACUUUUCCAAAUGUAGCGGAUGCGAUCUUGGCCAAUGGCAUGUUCAGUCACUACGACCGUCCUCGCGUUGCUCAGCUUUGUGAAAAAGCUGGACUGUAUGUCCGUGCUCUCCAGCAUUAUGCAGAGUUGCCUGACAUCAAACGAGUUAUUGUGAAUACACAUGCGAUUGAGCCACAGUCACUUGUAGAGUUCUUUGGGACUCUUUCCAAGGAAUGGGCUCUGGAGUGCAUGAAGGACCUUUUACUUGUUAAUCUGAGAGGAAAUCUUCAGAUAAUUGUGCAGACUGCCAAGGAAUAUUCAGAGCAGUUGGGUGUUGAGGCGUGCAUAAAACUCUUUGAGCAAUUCAAGUCUUAUGAAGGUUUAUACUUCUUCUUGGGAUCGUACUUGAGUUCCAGUGAGGAUCCUGAAAUUCACUUCAAGUACAUUGAAGCUGCUGCUAAGACUGGACAAAUUAAGGAGGUUGAACGUGUGACAAGAGAAUCAAACUUCUAUGAUGCUGAGAAGACCAAAAAUUUCCUUAUGGAGGCCAAACUUCCAGAUGCACGUCCAUUAAUUAAUGUCUGUGAUCGUUUUGGUUUCGUUCCUGACCUCACCCACUACCUCUACACUAACAACAUGCUGCGGUACAUUGAGGGUUAUGUACAAAAGGUCAAUCCAGGGAAUGCUCCUCUAGUUGUAGGGCAGCUUUUGGAUGAUGAAUGCCCUGAAGAUUUCAUCAAAGGACUUAUUCUUUCUGUUCGUUCACUUCUCCCAGUGGAGCCCCUUGUGGAUGAAUGUGAGAAGAGGAAUCGUCUUCGCUUACUGACCCAGUUCCUGGAGCAUCUUGUAAGUGAAGGGAGUCAAGAUGUGCAUGUUCAUAAUGCCCUGGGUAAAAUUAUCAUUGAUAGCAACAACAAUCCUGAGCAUUUCCUCACCACCAAUCCAUACUAUGAUUCACGCGUAGUUGGUAAAUAUUGUGAAAAAAGGGACCCAACCUUGGCAGUUGUUGCUUACCGUAGAGGACAGUGUGACAGUGAACUUAUCAAUGUCACAAACAAGAAUUCCUUGUUCAAAUUGCAAGCCAGGUAUGUGGUGGAGAGGAUGGAUUCAGACCUCUGGGAUUUGGUUCUUAACCCUGAAAAUGAGUAUAGAAGACAGCUAAUUGAUCAAGUAGUUUCCACUGCCUUGCCUGAAAGCAAGAGCCCAGAGCAAGUUUCUGCGGCAGUCAAAGCUUUCAUGACAGCUGAUCUUCCACACGAGCUAAUUGAGCUGCUUGAAAAAAUCGUACUUCAAAACUCUGCUUUCAGUGGAAACUUUAAUCUGCAAAAUCUUUUGAUUCUGACAGCCAUUAAAGCAGAUGCGUCUAGAGUUAUGGAUUACAUCAAUAGGCUGGACAAUUUCGAUGGACCUGCUGUUGGGGAGGUGGCUGUGGAAGCUCAACUGUUUGAAGAAGCAUUUGCCAUUUUCAAGAAGUUCAACUUGAAUGUCCAGGCUGUGAACGUUCUUUUGGAUAAUAUUCAAAGCAUUGAACGAGCUGAGGAGUUUGCAUUCCGUGUUGAAGAAGAUGCUGUUUGGAGUCAGGUGGCCAAGGCCCAGCUCAGGGAGGGUUUAGUGAGCGAGGCUAUUGAGUCAUUCAUCCGUGCUGAUGAUGCCACUCAUUUCUUAGAUGUUAUUAAGGCUUCCGAGGAUGCAAAUGUGUAUCAUGAUCUAGUGAAGUACCUCUUGAUGGUUAGACAAAAGUCCAAGGAGCCUAAGGUGGACAGUGAGCUUAUUUAUGCAUAUGCUAAGAUUGAUAGGUUGGGUGAUAUUGAAGAGUUUAUUCUAAUGCCGAAUGUUGCUAAUCUCCAAAGUGUUGGUGAUCGGUUAUAUGAUGAAGAACUCUAUGAGGCUGCCAAGAUCAUAUUUGCUUUCAUUUCCAACUGGGCCAAGCUGGCAGUUUGUCUUGUUAAGCUUAGACAGUUCCAAGGUGCUGUUGAUGCAGCUCGUAAGGCCAACAGUGCAAAGACAUGGAAGGAAAUUUGCUUUGCCUGUGUUGAUGCCGAGGAAUUCCGUUUGGCUCAGAUAUGUGGGCUCAACAUCAUCAUACAGGUGGAUGACUUGGAGGAGGUCAGUCAAUUCUAUCAGAACAGAGGCUGCUUCAACGAAUUAAUUUCUCUAAUGGAGAGCGGUCUAGGUUUGGAGCGUGCACAUAUGGGUAUCUUUACCGAGUUAGGAGUCCUAUAUGCCAGGUAUCGUCCAGAGAAGCUCAUGGAACAUAUCAAGCUGUUCUCAACCCGUCUCAAUAUUCCCAAGCUUAUUAGAGCAUGCGAUGAGCAACAACACUGGAAGGAAUUAGUAUAUUUAUACAUACAGUAUGAUGAAUUCGACAAUGCUGCAACCACCAUCAUGAAUCAUUCUCCAGAAGCAUGGGAUCACAUGCAAUUUAAAGAUGUGGCAGUUAAAGUUGCAAAUGUGGAACUAUACUACAAGGCGGUCCACUUUUACUUGCAAGAACACCCUGAUCUUAUUAAUGAUAUGCUCAAUGUGCUCGCUCUUCGUGUGGACCAUACUCGUGUUGUAGACAUAAUGCGCAAGGCUGGUCACCUGCUCCUUGUGAAACCAUACAUGGUUGCCGUUCAGAGCAACAAUGUCUCUGCUGUGAAUGAGGCGUUGAAUCAAAUCUACGUCGAGGAGGAAGACUAUGAUAGGCUGCGCGAAUCAAUUGACAUGCAUGAUAAUUUUGAUCAGAUAGGCCUUGCACAAAAGGUUGAGAAACACGAGCUUCUUGAAAUGAGAAGAAUAGCUGCCUAUAUUUACAAGAAAGCAGGUAGGUGGAGGCAGUCCAUUGCAUUGUCAAAGAAGGACAACCUUUACAAAGAUGCCAUGGAGACAUGUUCUCAAUCUGGUUAUCGUGAGCUUUCAGAGGAGUUGCUCGUGUAUUUCAUUGAACAGGGUAAAAAGGAGUGCUUUGCAUCAUGCCUCUUUGUUUGUUAUGAUUUAAUCCGGCCUGAUGUUGCCCUUGAGCUUGCCUGGAUGAACAAUAUGAUCGAUUUUGCCUUCCCGUACCUAUUGCAAUUUAUCCGUGAGUACACUGGUAAAGUUGAUGAGCUGGUUAAGGAUAGAAUUGCGGCCCAAAGUGAAGUUAAGGUCAAAGAGCAGGAGGAGAAAGAUAUGGUAGCACAACAGAACAUGUAUGCUCAAUUGCUACCACUUGCAUUGCCUGCACCACCAAUGCCCGGUAUGGGAGGUGGCGGGGGGAUGGGAGGAGGUUAUGGUCCUCCACCCCCCAUGGGAGGUAUGGGAAUGCCUCCGAUGCCAGCAUAUGGAAUGCCCCCGAUGGGUUACCAAUGAUCCAAGUUAAAGCAAGAAAAUUAUAUUGAACGGUGGUCAUUUGUAAACACCAGCAGACAGAGCAUCGGAGAAGUCUGUGGCAUCAGGUUGAUGGGAUGAAGGAUGUGUAAUUCUAAUUUAGGGGAUGUGAAGGGAGUCAGAGAAAUAAGAUAUAAUGAUCCAUAUUCUUUGUUUUUUCUAUCCGGCAUAUAGAUGUUAUUAGUUUGCAAAAGAUAUUCUUUUGGUAGCAGAGAAAGGGGGCAUAUGUAUUUUCUUUUCUUACCUCUAUUGGAAGGCUGAGCUGACUGUCCUGUCUUAUCAUCUCUUAGUUUAUUGUAUUCCGAGAAUCAUCGGGAGUUCUGAUGCUAGCAAAAGAAGGAAGGAAAAGAUCGUGGAGUGGUGGCGUACUUGUGUUGUAUCAUCUCUUAACUUCACAGAUGAUUGCAGUUUGUGGUUUAUCGGCUGAAGCUGCUUCAUGUAUAGGUGGUUUAAUCCUUCUUGUUGAGCAGCAGGAUUUGGCACUCCAGUAUUUUGUACUUUUUAGAUGUGUAUGUGAUUGUUUUUAUUCUGUUGGCUGUGUUUUUUUCGUGUUCAUUCUCACAUGUCAUAAAAACUUAGAUUACUCUUCGGAAUAUUAUUAAUGAUGAAUCCAGUCUGCGGAUGGAACCAUGAGUCAUUUCCCCUUUGUUAUUGUGUGUGUGUUUUUUGUGUGUGUGGAUAUGGAACAAUUAUUUUCUCCCCAAUGGCGUAACAACCAUGAUGAUGAAGAGUUGGGCUAUUAUAGCUGCUCAACCCCAUUAAUGGAUGUUCCAACAUUUAUUGU
Papaver somniferum (opium poppy) is the source of this 6144-nucleotide messenger RNA. Its product is annotated as clathrin heavy chain 2-like. Gene Ontology annotation, biological process: receptor-mediated endocytosis; intracellular protein transport. Gene Ontology annotation, molecular function: structural molecule activity; clathrin light chain binding. The record is from RefSeq and is a predicted model, not a curated record. Gene Ontology annotation, cellular component: plasmodesma; clathrin coat of coated pit; plasma membrane. The transcript is spliced from 31 exons. Bases 222 to 5342 code for a protein of 1706 amino acids. NCBI's taxonomy places the organism in Eukaryota, Viridiplantae, Streptophyta, Magnoliopsida, Ranunculales, Papaveraceae.